Messenger RNA from Tripterygium wilfordii, 1255 nucleotides. RefSeq names its product multiple organellar RNA editing factor 9, chloroplastic-like. The record is from RefSeq and is a predicted model, not a curated record. The coding region runs from base 51 to 731 and encodes 226 amino acids. The transcript has 5 exons. Gene Ontology annotation, biological process: chloroplast RNA modification; cytidine to uridine editing. Gene Ontology annotation, cellular component: chloroplast. NCBI's taxonomy places the organism in Eukaryota, Viridiplantae, Streptophyta, Magnoliopsida, Celastrales, Celastraceae.
UCGAUAUCCCCAUCUACCCCGUUCGAAUCUCUCCUCCGGCUCUUCCUGAAAUGGCGACUGUCUUAAACUCUCAAACUUUCAUCUCGCCUCCUAAACCUGCCUUGUCUUCGAGGUUUCAAUUUGUACCUAGUCUACGACUAAGCACAUCGAGUCACGUUUCCCGUACCCGAUUUCACUGCGCGGUUCGCAAGGCUGUUGUCAUUCGAGCCGCGGCUACGGAUAGAGAGUUUUCAUCGAGGAGGAGCAGUAGCAAUGAGCCUCGAGAGACAAUAAUGUUACCGGGUUGUGACUACAAUCACUGGCUCAUUGUGAUGGAGUUCCCUAAAGACCCUGCGCCCACAAGAGAGCAAAUGAUUGAGACUUAUCUCAACACUCUCGCUACUGUACUUGGCAGCAUGGAAGAAGCUAAGAAGAAUAUGUAUGCUUUCUCCACUACAACUUAUACUGGGUUUCAAUGCACUGUGGAUGAGGAAACCUCUGAGAAAUUCAAAGGAUUGCCUGGUGUUCUCUGGGUGUUGCCAGAUUCGUACAUAGAUGUGAAGAACAAGGAUUAUGGAGGCGAUAAGUACAUAAAUGGGGAGAUAAUUCCCUGCCAAUAUCCUACAUAUCAACCAAAGCAACGAAGGGAUUCGAAAUAUGUGAGCAAAAAAUAUGAGAGGCGAAGAGACGGCCCUCCUCCACGAGGAAGAAUGAGACAAGAAGCAACCCAAACAGAACCUGCAUCUGAAUGACAGAAUGAGUUUCUUUAUUAUUUGAGCUGAGCAAGUGCAAAUGGAGAGUGGAGUAGAUGGUGAUGCUCCUUUAGAUUAUGCCACCAUAACUGCAAGGGUAUAGAAGGAGAGAUAUCUCAAUUGGAAGCAGCCAGAAAAUUCCAAUUAUCUCUGUCUGUGCAGGUCGUAUCUCGUGUCGUUUAUUAAUUCAUAUUCAAAUAUAUAGAGUUGCACACCAAUGAACUGUUGCGAGCUAUAGACUUGAGACUCACAGUACUAAGAACUAAGGGGGGAGUUAGCUGCAACUUUAGAGUACGCUGCUGGUUCCUGCUAUUCUUCUACAGAAAUUAGUGAACUAUGGGUGACCAAAAUGGAAAAAGAUGUAUCUUUUGGUGACCAAAAUGAAAUAUGUUUACUCCGGCAUCCACAUCAGCUAUUCCGGUGGUUGAGUGACCUCUGUAAUAAAUCUUUAUUCUUUGAGUGACUAGUUUGGGAAAAAAAAUUCUUAGAGUGACCAAAUUGGAAAAUGAUAUAUCUUUGGGUGA